This is a messenger RNA of Trematomus bernacchii (emerald rockcod), 587 nucleotides long. It is a transcript of the gene hypk, whose product is annotated as huntingtin interacting protein K. The transcript is spliced from 4 exons. Gene Ontology annotation, biological process: protein stabilization; negative regulation of apoptotic process. Bases 58 to 423 code for a protein of 121 amino acids. NCBI's taxonomy places the organism in Eukaryota, Metazoa, Chordata, Actinopteri, Perciformes, Nototheniidae. The record is from RefSeq and is a predicted model, not a curated record.
UUUGCGUCCGACGCUCGAAGGAACCUUCCUCUUGGUUCCGGCCUGACAUUAGCAAACAUGGCAGCAGAGGGAGACGUCGAUUUGGACCUGGAAGUCGAGGAUAACUGCACGGGGAAACCAGCAGAAAAGCCUCGCAAACAUGACAGCGGAGCCGCUGACCUGGAGAGAGUCACGGACUACGCGGAGGAGAAGGAGAUCUCCAGCUCCGAUUUAGAAACGGCCAUGUCGGUGAUUGGAGACAGAAGGUCACGAGAACAGAAAGCCAAACAAGAGAGAGAAAAAGAGUUGGCCAAAGUGACCAUCAAGAGAGAGGAUGUGGAACUAAUUAUGUCCGAGAUGGAGAUUUCUCGGUCCGUGGCAGAGCGCGGUCUGAGGGAACACAUGGGGAACGUGGUGGAGGCGCUGGUGACUCUGACCAACUGAACAGCUUUCACACACUGGACUGCUUCACUUUGGUUGCUUUUUCUUCUUUCACCAGAGCUCAUCUUGACCACGAGACUGGAUUGAGCUCAGUGGUUAAACGGUUGUGGUGGAAAAACUUUACACAAUUAUUUUUUUUUGUUUUUUAAAAUAAAAGUUAACCUGAG